CACCUCCCUCCCGUCCUUAUGUAACACAGUAAUCGGGUUUGGAGUUUGGAUUCCUGUCCGAGUAGGAGCUGGACCUCGCUCAUCCAGAGGCUCACACUGAUAUUUCUCAACUUUUUUCAGAGCUUUUUAAGAGGUGACCCAUGGGGUGCAUCCCAGGAGUUUCACUUCUGCUGCUGGUGGUGAGUUUGUCCCUCCUGACAGGCCCCACCGUCCAGGGCGGAAAGAUCUUGGUGUUCCCUGUGGACGGAAGCCACUGGGUCAACAUGAACCUGUUGAUCCAGAGGCUCCAUGCCAGAGGCCAUGAAGUCACCGUGGUCCGCACGGCCACCAGCUGGUACGUAAAAGAAGACGCACCACAUUACAGCUCCAUCACCGUCACCCUGCCAGAGGCCAUCAGCAUAGAGGAGCAGGAUUUCUUUGUGACCUUCCUGGUUAAGAUGCUGGCGAUUCAGAAAGAGGGAGCGUCUGUUAUCGGCUUCAUGAGCUUCUAUUGGGAAAUGCUCACUGCGCUUUCAAAGAUUCACCAGCAGGCCAGUCUGUUGGCGGUGGAAAUGUUUGAGAACAAGACUCUGAUGCAGAGUAUUCGUGACACUCAGUUUGACUUGGCUCUUAUCGACCCGGGGUUGCCUGUUGGAGUUCUGGUUGCUCAUGAACUGAAGCUGCCGACUGUUUUUAACGUGAGAUGGAUCACCAGCGCAGAGGGGCAUUUUGUGGUGGCUCCAUCUCCAACAUCCUACGUUCCAACUUCAGGAAAUGCUGCUUCGGAUAAAAUGACCUUUGGAGAAAGAGUCAAGAACAUAUUCCUCUAUAUCCUUAACAUAUGCAUUGAAAAGUUCGCAGUAUGCCCCCACUAUGAUAGACUGGUAGACAGGUACUUUGGUCCAGAUGUGAACUUCUAUCAUCUUCUCCAAGGAGCCGACAUCUGGCUCAUGCGGGUGGACUUUGUCUUUGAAUUCCCCCGACCCACCUUGCCAAACAUCGUCUACAUCGGUGGUUUUCAGUGUAAGCCCUCUGAGCCUUUAUCGUCAGAGCUGGAGGACUUUGUUCAAAGUUCGGGAGAGCACGGAGUCAUCCUGAUGUCUCUCGGUACUCUCGUCAAAGGCUUACCUACAGAAAUCACUUCUGAAAUCGCUGCCGCCUUUGCCCAACUUCCUCAAAAGGUCAUCUGGAGGCAUGCCGGUGAGCGCCCCAACAAUUUGGGCAACAACACCCUCCUGGUGAAAUGGAUGCCCCAGAAUGACCUGCUGGGUCAUCCGAAGAUUAAAGCCUUCGUGGCUCAUGGUGGUACCAACGGGGUCUAUGAGUCAAUUUACCACGGAGUGCCGAUAAUAGGCAUACCUCUCCUGUUUGACCAGUUUGAGAACGUUUUGAGAUUGGAGGAGCGAGGAGCGGCGAAGGUGGUGGAUGCCACCAAACUCACUCAUCAGAACUUCUUAGAAGCGAUACAGGAAGUUCUCCACGAUCCAUCCUACAGAAAUAACAUGAAGCGCCUCUCUGCUCUGCAUCGGGAUCAACCGAUGCAUCCUCUAGAAAAGGCUCUUUACUGGAUUGAGUUUGUUGUGCGGCACAAAGGGGCUUCACAUUUACGCACUGAGUCUUAUAAAAUGCCGUGGUAUGUCUAUCAUUCUGUGGAUGUUAUAUGUGUUUUGAUAGCAGUACUGUUGUUGCUGACAGCCAUUGUAGUGGGAUCAGUACGAUUCCUUUGCCUUAGACUCUGCAGGAGGAGAAAAGCCAAGCAGGAGUAGUCAUGGACUCCUCACAUGAGAUUAGUGUUUAUUAAAAGAACAAGUUAUCUUAAAAGACUGGUAAUAAUUUAUAUUCUUAGCCAUGCUAUAGUAGAAUUGGUCAGUCAAGCCACCAUUUUGGCUCCAGAGACUUAAAUUACUAGAAUUUUGAAUGAAAUUGGAAGAAUUUGUCUUUUUAACUUUUAAACUUUUUAGUUUUGAGUAAAAUGUCCCACCUAAUUCUAAAGUAUUGCCAUUAAAUCUUGUACAGACAGGCUCCAAAAGUAUAAUUCUUAAUAAUUUGGUGAUACCUGUCCUUUUUCUUUUUCUCUAGCACCAUAACUAGGCCAAAGUUUGCACUACUCCAGUGAAAUAUCUCAACACUGAAAGAAGGGUUGGCACCAAAGAUUUGUGGUUUCUGGUGAAAUGUCUCAAAUUUAAUGGCUUGAUUAUAACGAUGAAUUGUAUAAGCUUUGGUGAUCCCCUAUAGAGAGGAAGGUGCGUGACUUCAGCUCUUUAUAAUGCUGUACGCUGAAU
This is a messenger RNA of Acanthopagrus latus (yellowfin seabream), 2261 nucleotides long. RefSeq names its product UDP-glucuronosyltransferase 2A3-like. The coding region runs from base 141 to 1745 and encodes 534 amino acids. Gene Ontology annotation, molecular function: UDP-glycosyltransferase activity. The transcript is spliced from 2 exons. NCBI's taxonomy places the organism in Eukaryota, Metazoa, Chordata, Actinopteri, Spariformes, Sparidae. The record is from RefSeq and is a predicted model, not a curated record.